Messenger RNA from Microtus ochrogaster (prairie vole), 3310 nucleotides. It is a transcript of the gene Kif3a, whose product is annotated as kinesin family member 3A. NCBI's taxonomy places the organism in Eukaryota, Metazoa, Chordata, Mammalia, Rodentia, Cricetidae. Gene Ontology annotation, biological process: microtubule-based movement. Gene Ontology annotation, molecular function: microtubule motor activity; microtubule binding; ATP binding. The record is from RefSeq and is a predicted model, not a curated record.
UCUGUUGCUGAGUGAGCCGCAGUCUCUAGAGCACCAAGGUGUUUCGGUCGCCUACGGCCAGCCUCGCCCGCAAACCCGGUGUUGUUGGGCUGCAUCCCGAACGGGGACGUUGGCGAAGCACGGGAAGCGGCCACCAUGCCGAUCAAUAAAUCCGAGAAGCCAGAAAGCUGCGAUAAUGUGAAGGUUGUUGUUAGGUGCCGGCCCCUCAAUGAGAGAGAGAAAUCAAUGUGCUACAGACAGGCCGUCAGCGUGGAUGAGAUGAGGGGAACCAUCACCGUCCAUAAGACCGAUUCUUCCAAUGAACCUCCGAAGACAUUUACUUUUGAUACUGUUUUUGGACCAGAAAGUAAACAACUUGAUGUGUAUAACUUAACUGCAAGACCUAUUAUUGACUCUGUUCUGGAAGGCUACAAUGGGACCAUUUUUGCAUAUGGACAGACUGGGACAGGCAAGACUUUCACCAUGGAAGGUGUCCGUGCUGUGCCAGGGCUUAGAGGAGUCAUCCCCAACUCAUUUGCUCACAUAUUUGGUCACAUUGCAAAAGCAGAGGGAGACACAAGGUUUUUGGUUCGAGUGUCAUACUUGGAGAUAUAUAAUGAGGAAGUUCGAGACCUUUUGGGCAAGGAUCAGACACAACGGUUAGAGGUUAAAGAAAGGCCUGAUGUGGGAGUGUAUAUCAAAGAUUUAUCAGCUUAUGUGGUCAAUAAUGCUGACGAUAUGGAUAGAAUCAUGACACUAGGCCACAAAAAUCGUUCUGUUGGUGCAACUAACAUGAAUGAGCACAGUUCAAGGUCCCAUGCUAUUUUUACAAUUACUAUAGAGUGUAGCGAGAAAGGUGUUGAUGGAAACAUGCAUGUCAGGAUGGGGAAGCUCCAUCUUGUGGAUCUCGCUGGGUCAGAAAGACAAGCGAAAACUGGAGCCACGGGACAGCGCCUCAAGGAAGCUACAAAAAUCAACCUUUCACUCUCCACCCUGGGCAAUGUCAUCUCUGCCUUGGUGGAUGGAAAAAGCACGCAUGUGCCAUAUCGGAACUCUAAACUGACGCGUCUUCUGCAGGAUUCCUUGGGAGGGAACUCAAAAACCAUGAUGUGUGCAAAUAUUGGGCCAGCAGAUUAUAAUUACGAUGAAACCAUCAGUACCUUGCGGUAUGCCAACCGAGCCAAGAACAUUAAAAACAAAGCGAGAAUUAACGAAGACCCUAAGGAUGCUCUGCUUCGUCAGUUCCAGAAAGAAAUAGAAGAGCUGAAGAGAAAGCUUGAGGAAGGGGAAGAAGUUUCAGGCUCUGACGUUAGUGGGUCGGAGGAGGAUGAUAAUGAGGAGGGUGAACUUGGAGAAGAUGGAGAGAACAGGAAGAAGAGAAGGGGCAGUAGCAGCAGCAGUAGCUCAGACUCCACAUGUUCUGUCAUAGAGAAGCCUCUGGAUGAGUUCUUGCCUCACCAAGCAGGUAAAAAGAAAGUUUCCCCAGAUAAGAUGGUGGAAAUGCAAGCGAAAAUUGAUGAGGAGAGAAAAGCAUUGGAAACAAAACUUGACAUGGAAGAAGAAGAAAGAAACAAGGCUAGAGCUGAACUGGAGAGACGGGAGAAGGACCUUCUAAAAGCCCAACAAGAGCACCAGUCUUUGCUGGAAAAACUCUCUGCUUUGGAGAAGAAGGUCAUUGUUGGUGGUGUGGACUUGUUGGCCAAAGCUGAGGAGCAAGAGAAGCUUCUUGAGGAGUCCAAUAUGGAGCUGGAGGAGAGGAGGAAGAGAGCUGAGCAACUUCGGAAAGAACUUGAGGAGAAAGAGCAAGAACGCUUGGACAUUGAGGAAAAAUAUACCAGUCUGCAAGAGGAGGCGCAGGGAAAGACCAAGAAAUUAAAGAAAGUCUGGACCAUGCUGAUGGCCGCAAAGUCAGAGAUGGCUGAUCUCCAGCAAGAGCAUCAGAGAGAAAUUGAAGGCCUCCUGGAGAACAUUCGGCAGCUCAGCCGUGAGCUUCGGCUUCAGAUGCUCAUUAUUGAUAACUUCAUACCUCAGGAUUACCAGGAAAUGAUUGAAAACUAUGUCCACUGGAAUGAAGACAUAGGAGAAUGGCAGCUGAAAUGUGUGGCCUACACAGGAAAUAACAUGAGGAAACAAACCCCAGUGCCUGACAAGAAGGAGAGAGACCCUUUUGAAGUAGAUCUUUCCCACGUGUACCUCGCCUAUACAGAGGAGAGUCUGCGUCAGUCUUUGAUGAAGCUAGAAAGGCCACGGACCUCCAAGGGGAAAGCAAGGCCAAAGACUGGGAGAAGAAAGCGUUCUGCAAAGCCUGAGACCGUAAUUGAUUCUUUACUUCAGUAAAUGUUACAGAAUUAAGGUUACAAUAAAAAAGAGCGAUAUUCUCAUGCCUGGACAGAAAUCCUUAAUUAAGACUCUGAGGACACCUGUGUAAUUCGUAUAAUGUAAGCUGUAAAUUAUGGAGUGAGGCUGGAAAUAGUAAUUUUCCUAAUAAUUCUUAGACUUUGAAGUUUCUGUAACAUAUAAGUGUGCAUAGGUCAUGACUGUUGGGGAUGCCACGCUGUGCAGCAAUGCUCUGUGGAAGGAAGGGCGCAGUUCUUACAGAACAUUGUGGUUGUAUGUGAAUGUGUGUCUCUUAGCUUUGUACUCAACUAUUGUGUAUCUAGAUAAGCAGAAUCUCAGAGUAGAAGAAAGUCUGUCUUGUUUGCACACAGUGCAUAGCAGAUCACCUUGUCCUGUGUCAAACGCCUGGGGGCUCAUCUAAACAGUAACUUCUCCUAAUACCUGCAGGCCUGUCUCAGUGCAUUCUGACUUUAUACUGAUGUUUGUUGCAUUUAGGUAUGAGAUGACUGACUAUGGAUCUCCUGUAGAGAUUGUAUAAUUUGACAGCUUUGCAGUUUGCAUUUUAAAGGUACAGUUUGAGCAUGUGCUUCAUCUGGCCACCCUCCACCAGUUUCUCUCACCCUACCUCCACCCACAUUAGCCUUUCUUGUUGUUGCUGGCUUGGUUUCCCUCCCAAAGCUAACACUGACCACCUACCCUUGCUCACACACAUUUUUAAAGGUUUCCCUGGACAUACAGCUUACAGACACUCUAUUGCUGCAUUUUAAGUUUUGAUGGAAAUGACUGUAUACAAAUUGAAACCAGUCUCAUUUUUCAGAAAAUGAAGCUAAACCAGAAGAAUACCCUUUAAUUUUCUUUAUAGCAUUUACAUACAUAGAAUAUACUGUUCUGAGUUUCUUCUGUUGGUUAAUCCACUUAGGCCAUAUUCUUCUCCGAAAAUGUUAUAUUCAAUAUAUAGUAAAAUAAGUUAUAAUAAAUUUUUGUAGUAAAUGUU